AUGGCUGGGCAAGGGGAGACUCGGCUGCGGGGGGAGCGGAAGCCCCCAGGAGUGACCCUCACCGACAGCCUCAUCAGCACCAGGAUGGUGGAGCCCCCCCAUGCCGAGAGCCGCCAGAAGGGGGGGUUCUCUGUGCCCCAGGGACACCCCGAGCACCCCCUCUCUUCCAGGCCCCCCUGCACCAUCCGCUUGGACCGGGAGAACAUCAGCGCCAUCGGGAGGCUGCGGAGCCUGCAGGACAUCCACAGCCUCUACCUGCAGUGGAACCAAAUUGAGAAGAUCGAGAACCUGAGCAGCUUCCCCAGCCUGCGGUUCCUGUCCCUCGCUGGAAACCGCAUCUGCAAAGUGGAGAACCUGCAGCCCCUGCAGCACCUGCACGGCCUGGACCUGGCCCACAACCUCAUCCGGACACUGGACCCAGCUGAGCUGCCCCGCAGCCUCCGUCUGCUCGACCUAACAGGAAACGAAUGCACCCACCAGCAGGGAUACAGGGAGCUGGUGGUGGGUGCUCUGCCCCACCUCCUGCAGCUGGAUGCUCAGCCCAUCCAUGGUGGUGUGGAUGAGCAGGAGGAGGAAGGAGGCUCCUGCAGCAGUGAGGAUGAAGAUGAUGAGUUGCUCUCUGCGCCAAGCAGCCCUUUCACUGCAGGCAAAGAUUUCUUUGUGGAUCUGCACCAGGAGCUGGCCAGGCGCUCUGAGAGGAGGAGGAGGGAGGCCCUGGAGGAGCAUCAGACCCGUCUGCAGGAGCUGGAGGAGCUGCGGGAGCGCCGGGAUCUGCUGCUGCUGCCCACGCUGCUGAACCCACCCAGCAUCAUGGCCCCGGCCCCCCGGCAGCAUCAGCCCCAUCCCCAGUUGAAGCAGGGGACACCACUGCCGCCCCAGCGAGCUCCCAGCAGGAGCCAGCCCCAGAACAAGGCUCUGGAGGAGGACAUUUGUGCCAAGGGAGCAAGAAACAAAGAGUUGCCCCCAAUACCCCUCAGUAGCAUAGCGCUGUGCAGUUGGGAUUAAAGCUUCUUUAUUCCUACAC
Neopsephotus bourkii (Bourke's parrot) is the source of this 1024-nucleotide messenger RNA. RefSeq names its product leucine rich repeat containing 46 (gene LRRC46). Bases 1 to 1005 code for a protein of 334 amino acids. The record is from RefSeq and is a predicted model, not a curated record. The transcript is spliced from 7 exons. Lineage: Eukaryota; Metazoa; Chordata; Aves; Psittaciformes; Psittacidae. Gene Ontology annotation, molecular function: protein binding.